UAUCUUUAAAAACAUUUCAAAUCUGCAAUAUUUUGUUUGUUUUUUAAAACAUAUCUUUUUUAAAAGUAUAGUCAUGAAACUUACUUAUUUAGUUAAAUUCUCAAUUAAUAGCAUUUAUGUUAGUCGUUUCGAUCCAGAUGCACGAGUAUAUGCUACUUUUAGAUGGAAGGAUGAGUACUACAGAAGUAAAUUUAUCGAUGAGCAAAAUGAUGGUGUACUUUUAAGCAACUGUUAUUUGAAGUUUUCGUCCAAAGAUGAUGUAAAUUCAUAUAUUCUUGUUCAUAUUUUUUGUGAUACUGAAACAGAAAAAACAUUUUGUGGUCAUUGCGUUAUUCGUGUAACGACAUUGGUAGAAAAACUGCACGGAGAAAAAACUUUACAAUAUUUCUAUAUCAAUCCUGAUCAAUUAUCAUUAGCAACUGAUAAUGUGGGUGCUGGUUGGAUUUUCGCGUGCUACGAUUGCGUUAUUACUAUACCUCCUAAAAAACUGGAUUUACGACGUGUUGAAGGGAGAAACUGUUCGAAGAAAAUGAAGAAUAAAUCACGUGGUUUGAAAGCACUAACGCAUCGACAAAAGUAUUUGAAACUGGAUGAUUUCAUGAGUUUGUGUAAAUUAGUGAAAAGUAUAUCGCAACCGUUGGUGGCAAACUCAGAGCUUCAAGGCAUGGAAGUGAAACGUUUAUACAAAGCUCUUAUUAUUGGCAUAACAUAUGAAAAGACCAAAUUUCGUUUAUUUGGGUCAGCUAAAGAUGCUAUGAAUAUUCGUAAUCUAUUAGUAAAUACAUAUGGAUGGCCUGAUAAUGAAAAAUCCAUAAGAGUAUUACAAGAUUCUGGUCAAGGCAUUCAUUACCCGACUAAAAAGAAUAUUCUCAAGGGUCUACGUUGGUUGGUUCGUAAAGCUGAACCAGGAGAUGUUCUUUUUUUAUAUUAUUCGGGUCACGGAACCGCAGCUGCAGAUGCACAUGCACUUGAAGGCGACGGUCUUGAUGAAGGAUGGUUACCUGUGGAUCAUAUUAAUGUAGGACUUAUAUCAGAUAAUGUUAUACAGAAAAAGUUAGUGAGAAAGGUUCCUAAUGGUGUUCGAUUAACUGCCGUCGUGGAUUGCUGCAAUUCAGGAUCAGUGUUGGAUUUACCGUAUACGUAUGAAGAGACCAAAUGGACACCAAGUAUCAAUCCAUACUUAGUUAUGGGAGACAUUCAACUGUUAAGUUCUUGCCUUGAUUCUGAGUACUCUUUUGAAAAAGAAGGCGGAGAAGGUGAAAAUGCAGGUGGAAAAUUCACAAAUAUUGUUGUCGAGAUAUUAACUAAGCAGCCAAAAAUAUCCUUUGUUGAAUUGCUUCAAAUAACACAACGAAAGCUAUUCAUUCAACAAAAACCUCAAUUAUCUGUCAGUCAAGUUUUUGAUUAUCAACGCCCCUUUGAAUUUUCUCGUAUUCUAACUAAUAGAAAUAAACUUCUUGGUCAAGUACUUUGGAAUGCUGCAUUUUUCACGCAAAUGCUAAACCCUCAAGUUGAAUUAUUUCCGGAAAAUACCAAUGCAGAAAACAACGAAAUGUUACACUUUUUUUACCAUGCUUAUAUGCCCGAUGUGUUAAACGAUUCAUCUGACUGACGGUGUAAUUUACGAAAAAGCCUUUCAUCCAUGUUAUCCUGUUGAAACAAAAUUUUUGAUUUUUAUCUCUACCAAAGUUUUAUUUGAUUAAACAAGACACAAGAUUUCUCACAAUCAUCCUCAUGACUACUAUUUUCGUUUCAAACCGCAAGAAAAAUUUCCAUUUUAUUUUCAUAAACAUAAACAUGUUUUGUAGUCAAUGUUAUGAAAUAUUUGCUUACUUUUGCUUUGUUACUUUACAUUUUAUAAAAAACAAUAAUGUACGUAAAUAUUUUCAACCGCUGUACAGUAAACUCAUUCAUUGAUAAUUUUUUUACAUAACUACUAUGUUU
Molecule: messenger RNA, 1944 nt
Organism: Hylaeus volcanicus
Lineage: Eukaryota; Metazoa; Arthropoda; Insecta; Hymenoptera; Colletidae
Product: metacaspase-1-like
Exons: 12
Coding region: 74-1612 (512 amino acids)
Biological process (GO): proteolysis
Molecular function (GO): cysteine-type endopeptidase activity
Source: RefSeq, a predicted model, not a curated record